Messenger RNA from Misgurnus anguillicaudatus (oriental weatherfish), 1801 nucleotides. Its product is annotated as prolyl 4-hydroxylase subunit alpha-2. The record is from RefSeq and is a predicted model, not a curated record. Gene Ontology annotation, cellular component: endoplasmic reticulum. Gene Ontology annotation, biological process: peptidyl-proline hydroxylation to 4-hydroxy-L-proline. Gene Ontology annotation, molecular function: iron ion binding; protein binding; L-ascorbic acid binding. Lineage: Eukaryota; Metazoa; Chordata; Actinopteri; Cypriniformes; Cobitidae.
GUUUUCUCAACUUCCAACACAAACUCAUUCAGUCUAGUUUAGACUUGAACAAAACGGUUCAUAUACCGGUGUCCGCAAGACCAUUUUGACAUUUGUAUGCAGUCUAAAGACUAAAAUGACGGUAAUGUGGCUGAUUUUACUGCUAUCAACACACUGGAUUCAGUGCUGUACUGCUGUCAGUGAGUUUUACUCUUCAACAGAUCAUAUGAUUCAACUUAUUGACAUCCAAAAGGAGUUUGCUCAAUCCUUUAGUGAUUAUGUAGCAGCAUUGGAGAGUCAGGUGGAUCUUCUGAAAAGGGCUGUUAUUGUGCUAGGACAUAACUUUGAUGACACUUCUAAAGACAAAGAAAAAUUCAUCAGUAACCCACUGUCAGCGUAUCAGCUUGUGAGAAAGCUCACCCGAGUCUGGACUACAACAAGAGACAUCAUAGAAGAAAAAAGACUUACAGGCACUUUGAAGAAACUACAAUCUUCAGCUGAAAAGCUGCCCGGUGCAGAUGAUGUAGACGGUGUAGUAUUGGGCCUGCUCAGACUGCAGGAAAUGUACAGAUUAGAUCCAAGAAACAUCUCUGCAUUUUGUGAAAUGAAGAACAAUGUAACACUGGAUCCAGAUGAAACGUUUCAUAUUGCAAUGGUUUCCUAUCAGAAUGAAAAGCUUGAGUUUGCCCUACUUUGGAUGCAGGAGACCCUCAGAAAACUCAGCGUAGGUGAGAAAGCCAUCGUGAGCAAAGAAGAAGUUCAGGACCAGCUGGCAUUAUUCUCCUGUCAAGUGGCAUCUACCCAAGAUCCUUUACAUGUGAGAGAUCUACCUGCAUGUUAUGCAAAAGUAAUAGAGAACAUGAAGACAUGGGACUGGACAUCAAAAGCCAUCAAUCCAUUUGACAGCCAACCAAUGGAAAACAAAUAUGAAGCUCUGUGCACAGGGAAGCAGAAACCACAGAUGAAGAGAAAACUGGUGUGCAGGUACAGGACAAGUAACCAGAUGAUGUAUGCCCCUUUCAAAGAGGAAGAGGAGUGGCACCAGCCAAUGGUUUGGAGAUAUCAUGACUUUCUUUCAGACCGAGAGAUAGACGUCAUCAAAAGAUUGGCCAGACCAAAGCUUUCCAGAGCUAAAGUUAUAGAUCCAGUCACUGGAAAAAAGUUUUCUACUGCAUUUCGUGUGUCAAAAAGUGCGUGGCUGUCUGAAGAUGAAGACCCUCUGAUUGCACAAAUCAAUCAGAGAAUCGCUGAUGUCACGGGUUUAGAUCUGCAGACAGCUGAGGAGCUUCAAGUUGCAAAUUAUGGGAUUGGAGGCCAGUAUGAGCCACAUUAUGACUCAAAGCUCUCAAAUGACUCGGACUUUCAAUUCAGAGGUGACCGGAUUGCCACUCUUUUAAUCUAUAUGAGUGAUGUGGAUGUUGGAGGGGCGACAGUGUUUCCUACAACUGGUGCAGCACUUCUUCCAAAAAGAGGUACAGCAGUGCUUUGGUUCAACCUGCUAGAAAAUGGAAAUCAAGAUAACAGAACCUUACAUGCAAGUUGUCCUGUGUUUGUAGGCAACAAAUGGGUGGCCAACAAGUGGAUUCGCACUGGAGGACAGGAGUUCAGGAGAAAGUGCUCUACAGUCCAAUCUGAGUGAAAGAGGCGAUACAGUUUAUUUACAGCCUUCAUAAAAUACCAGAAUAAUGUGACAAAGAUUAAUUCACUCAGUUUAAUUGACUUUUAAAUGAUAGUCUCUAUCUACUCUUAAAUACAGACUGUGGCAGUACUUUGUGUUUUUGCUCUGUUUUAAAAUUUAAAACUUUAAUGUUUAAAUUUCCUA